GCAGCAGCUCCGGCUCCUCCUGCGCCCGCCCGCCUGCCCGCCCUCCAUCCCUCCCUCCCUCCCUCCCGCACGGCAGCCGCGCUCGCCCAGCGGACGGGGUGUAAGGCAGCGACGUCGGCAGGAGCAUGGCCCGUACCAAGCAGACCGCCCGCAAGUCCACCGGUGGCAAGGCGCCCCGCAAGCAGCUCGCCACCAAAGCCGCCCGCAAGAGCGCGCCCUCCACUGGCGGGGUGAAGAAGCCGCACCGCUACAGGCCGGGUACCGUGGCUCUGCGUGAAAUCAGGCGCUAUCAAAAGUCCACCGAACUUUUGAUCCGCAAACUCCCCUUCCAGCGUCUGGUGCGUGAAAUUGCUCAGGACUUCAAGACAGAUCUGCGCUUCCAGAGCGCUGCCAUCGGUGCUUUGCAGGAGGCAAGUGAAGCCUACUUGGUUGGGCUGUUUGAAGACACCAACCUGUGUGCUAUCCAUGCCAAACGUGUCACAAUCAUGCCAAAAGAUAUCCAGCUAGCACGCCGCAUACGUGGGGAGCGUGCCUAAAGCCUCGCCACCAUGGGUCUGUCAUCCUCCAAGCAAAAUCUUCUUCCUGUUAUUGGUAGUAAUGAACGUUAGAUAUUUUUUCCAUGGGGUUAAAAGGUACCUUAAGUAUAUGGUUGCAAGUGGAAAAAUAGGGGACAGAAUUGGGUAUUGGCAAGUUUUCUUUCCAUUUUCAUUUGUGUGUGGAUUUUUAAUAUAAACAAGGGGGACGUAAAAGUAAACAAUGCGGUCAAAAAAAAAAUAAAAAAUGUGAAUCGUUGAAACUUGUUCACCAAAACAACUUUAUAAAAAAAAAUUAUAAAUAAACAUGUCAAAUUUUUCUGGACAAUGCCAGCAUUUGGAUUUUUUUAAACAAGUAAAUUUCUUAUCAAUGGCAACUAAAUGGUGUUUGUAGCAUUUUUAUCAUACAGUAGAUUCCAUCCAUUCACUAUACUUUUCUAACUGAGUUGUCCUACAUGCAAGUACAUGUUUUUAAUGUUGUCUGUCUUCUGUGCUGUUCCUGUAAGUUUGCUAUUAAAAUACAUUAAAUGA
This is a messenger RNA of Melospiza melodia melodia, 1064 nucleotides long. RefSeq names its product histone H3.3A. Gene Ontology annotation, molecular function: DNA binding; protein heterodimerization activity; structural constituent of chromatin. Gene Ontology annotation, cellular component: nucleus; nucleosome. The record is from RefSeq and is a predicted model, not a curated record. Lineage: Eukaryota; Metazoa; Chordata; Aves; Passeriformes; Passerellidae. Bases 126 to 536 code for a protein of 136 amino acids. The transcript has 4 exons.